Messenger RNA from Neoarius graeffei (lesser salmon catfish), 1536 nucleotides. RefSeq names its product cysteine/tyrosine-rich 1 (gene cyyr1). The transcript is spliced from 4 exons. The record is from RefSeq and is a predicted model, not a curated record. Bases 321 to 779 code for a protein of 152 amino acids. NCBI's taxonomy places the organism in Eukaryota, Metazoa, Chordata, Actinopteri, Siluriformes, Ariidae.
AGUCAAGGGACACUUUUAGUGGAGCAGGAACACGUGGGCCUCGAUUUAAAACCCUUCUUCGGGAUUCGAUUUUCAUUUAUUCCUCAUUACAGUAACCAUCAAGUUUACGACCGUGCUGUCUCUUUCUUUCUUUCUUUUUUUCUUUCUUUCUUUCUGUACACUUUAGGUUAUAUUUAUCCAGGAUAUGGAUAUGUUUAGUAGGUAAACACACAUUCUUCUUGCUCUCUUAUGUGCGGUGUUGGGAAAACUGUGCUCUAAUUCCCCAUCCGAUUGGGGAAAAGCUAUAAAAAGAGAGAGAGAGAGAGAAGAAAAGUCCCAGGAUGACGAGCUCACACACAGGAUGGAAACUCUUCAGGGAGUCGCUGAUUGUGUGCCUUUUUGCCGGCCACGGAGAGGCUCAGUGCAGUGGCUGCGUUGACUACUGCUGCGAUGGAGUGCCUCCUUUCUGCUGCUCAUACUACGCCUAUGUGGGGGACGUACUCUCGGGCACAGCUAUUUCAGGGAUCGUGUUUGGAGUAGUCUUUCUGAUGGGAGCUGUGGCAGCCAUUUUUUUGUGCCUUUGCAUGUGCGUGAAGAAUGGCCGUGGAGCAAGAGUGGGCGUUUUCGACACGUCAUACAUCAACACAGUGACUCGGGGGCAUCCAGGGCCACCACCUCCCUACAGCACUGACUAUGAGAUGUAUCCCCCAGAUCUUCAACCUCCUCCAUAUACCCCAGUGCCUCCCAGAACAGCAAACUACUCCCCACCUCCGCCUUACCCUGGUUACAAUCAAAAAUAAACUUUCCUCAUGGUCACACUUGAGAAGUGGGUUGGAAAAUACUAUUUAUGAUCUACAGAGCUACAGUGGACAGAAUGACAAUGUUACAAAUUUUUAAAAGUUGGCUCGGGUACAUUGGGAGAAAGAAAAAUAACUGAACGUGGACGUCGUGUUGUGCGCGUUCUGUGCAGACUAAUGACCUGCUGCCUUUGUUAAUACAAUUUAUAUAAUGGGGGAUGUGGAUCAUUCCCAGUGUUUGUAUCCAUUGACUUUUUUUUUAAUGGUUUGUUUGUACAUUUGAAUAAAUAUGCAGGUGGUCUGUGGACACUUGGGUUAUUCUUUGACACGGAAGCAAUGUCAUGGGUAAAGCCAUGUCUGGGAUUGUGACUUGAUCUAGUUUAUGAUGAUCCAUCUUGUUCAUUUGCAGGACUUUGUGCUUUCAUCUGUGAAUAGAAACUAGACAAUAUUGAUGUCAAUGGGGAUAAGCCUAUAAAUUCCAUACAGUACAAGGACUGCAGGGAAGUGUUUGCUUGCUGUUUAAGGCUUUAGGCUACUGAUUAGAAGAGUGAACAAGAUCCUUAACCCACAGCUGCUCAGUUGUAUCUUGUCCCGAAUGUAAGUUGCUUUGGAGAAAAACAUCAACCAAAUUAGCAAAAUGUAAAGAAUUGAUUGGGUGUGCUUAUAAAGAGAAUAGACCUUUUGAUACACUCAUUGACUCAUAUAAAUAUACACUAGCUUCAGAAAUAUUGGCAUCCAUGGUAAGAAAAAUGUUUUCGUU